CCACGUCUGCACCAGCUGCGGGGCAAGAUGGAGGCGCUGAUUUUGGAACCUUCCCUGUAUACUGUCAAAGCCAUCCUGAUUCUGGACAAUGAUGGAGAUCGACUUUUUGCCAAGUACUAUGAUGAUACCUACCCAAGUGUCAAGGAGCAAAAAGCCUUUGAGAAGAACAUUUUCAACAAGACUCAUCGAACUGACAGUGAAAUUGCCCUCUUGGAAGGCCUAACAGUGGUAUACAAAAGCAGUAUUGAUCUCUAUUUCUAUGUGAUUGGCAGCUCUUAUGAAAAUGAGUUGAUGCUCAUGGCUGUUCUGAACUGCCUGUUUGACUCAUUGAGCCAGAUGCUGAGGAAAAAUGUAGAAAAGCGAGCUCUGCUGGAGAAUAUGGAAGGACUCUUCUUGGCUGUGGAUGAAAUCGUGGAUGGAGGGGUGAUCCUAGAGAGUGAUCCUCAACAAGUGGUACAUCGGGUGGCAUUAAGGGGUGAAGAUGUCCCCCUUACCGAGCAGACCGUGUCUCAGGUGCUGCAGUCAGCCAAAGAACAGAUCAAGUGGUCACUGCUUAGGUGAAGACCUCACUGUUCCUGGCUCCUCACCUCCCUCAAAACAUCGCAUGUCUACUGUGAUUUCUCACCCAGUCCCCCAACUGAUGCUCUCAGGGUCAUCUUGGGGAUCACAAGGAAUCCUUAAAUCUCCAUCCUAUCUGUGGUUGUGGUCUCCCCCCCCCCCCACCCCCCACUCCCCACCCAACGUUUCCUGUUUCACUCUUCUUAGAGUUCUGGGAGUAAAGGUCCCAUCAGAUACAGGACAUGGGAAACAACAUCUUCCUUUCGAGACUGGGUUAUGCUCCCAUGCUCUCCUAUCUCCCAUAUUUUCUCCUCAACUUUUAUGCCCUUUGCUGCAGCUAUGCUUCAGAUCAAAGUAGGAGAAAGAA
This is a messenger RNA of Orycteropus afer afer, 925 nucleotides long. It is a transcript of the gene COPZ1, whose product is annotated as COPI coat complex subunit zeta 1. Gene Ontology annotation, cellular component: COPI vesicle coat. Lineage: Eukaryota; Metazoa; Chordata; Mammalia; Tubulidentata; Orycteropodidae. The record is from RefSeq and is a predicted model, not a curated record. Gene Ontology annotation, biological process: retrograde vesicle-mediated transport, Golgi to endoplasmic reticulum; intra-Golgi vesicle-mediated transport; intracellular protein transport.